This is a messenger RNA of Vitis vinifera (wine grape), 626 nucleotides long. RefSeq lists its product as uncharacterized. The record is from RefSeq and is a predicted model, not a curated record. Bases 48 to 626 code for a protein of 192 amino acids. NCBI's taxonomy places the organism in Eukaryota, Viridiplantae, Streptophyta, Magnoliopsida, Vitales, Vitaceae. The transcript has a single exon.
GGUUAUUUAGUGACUAAUUUAGUUAUGCCUUGUUAUUUUAGGACAUCAUGCCACCAAGAAGAGCAGCUUCUUCACAAAACAGUCAGGCUAAUGAUGAUGUACCUCCAGUUGAGGGUUUGCCUCCCGUGAGUGCAGAAGGGAUCUAUAGGUAUCUUGGGACACUAGCUGGUUUAGUUGAACGCCAAGCUCGAGCUGUUGGGACUAAUGUUCAAGGACAGUCUUCAUCUUCUAGGGGUAGCUCUUUUGAUGACUUCAAGAAAUUGGGUCCUCCUUAUUUUUCUGGUGCUAUAGAUCCCACAGAGGCAGAGGCUUGGAUCCUUAAGAUGGAGAAAUUCUUUGGUGUCAUAGAUUGCUCUGAGGAGCAAAAAGCCUCUUAUGCAGCUUUUAUGUUAGAUAAAGAGGCAGAUUAUUGGUGGCGUAUGACUAGGAGACUUUUGGAGGAUCAGGGGCCCAUAACAUGGAGACAAUUUAGGGAGGCUUUCUACAAGAAGUAUUUCCCUGACAGUGUUAAACGGCAGAAGGUGGGAGAGUUUAUUCGUUUGGAACAGGGGGAUAUGACUGUGGCUCAGUAUGAGGCCAAAUUUACAGAGUUAUCACGUUUUUCCCCACAGUUGAUUGCUACAUAG